GAUGUCUUCCAGAGCUUUUCAAGUGGGGAGAGAAGAGCGACAAAAUGAAAAUGCAACGUGUAGGAGAGGCCGCCCCAGUCCCGCAACUUGUCGGUCGCAGAGGUACACAGUUGCUCCUAGCAUGACCGUGAUCCGAUCAGCAACCCCAAGAGUCUGACUCCCGUGUGGGGUGCCUUAGUGCUGGGGCCUGGUCACCGCCCACAACUCCAGAGCUGCCAUGGCUGCUGCCUCUACGUCCACCCCUGUCAUUUCACAGCCCCAGUUCACAGCCAUGAAUGAACCACAGUGCUUCUACAAUGAGUCCAUUGCCUUCUUUUAUAACCGGAGUGGAAAGUACCUUGCCACAGAAUGGAACACAGUUAGCAAGCUGGUGAUGGGACUUGGAAUCACCGUCUGUAUCUUCAUCAUGUUGGCCAACCUGCUGGUCAUGGUGGCGAUCUAUGUCAACCGCCGCUUCCAUUUUCCUAUUUAUUACUUAAUGGCGAAUCUGGCUGCUGCGGACUUCUUUGCCGGGUUGGCCUACUUCUACCUAAUGUUCAACACAGGACCCAAUACUCGGAGACUGACUGUUAGCACGUGGCUCCUGCGUCAGGGCCUCAUUGACACCAGCCUGACAGCCUCUGUGGCCAACUUACUGGCCAUUGCAAUCGAGAGGCAUAUUACGGUUUUCCGCAUGCAGCUCCACACGCGGAUGAGCAACCGGCGUGUGGUGGUGGUGAUUGUGGUCAUCUGGACCAUGGCCAUUGUUAUGGGGGCCAUACCCAGUGUGGGCUGGAACUGCAUCUGUGAUAUCGAAAACUGUUCCAACAUGGCACCCCUCUACAGUGACUCUUACUUGGUCUUCUGGGCCAUUUUCAACUUGGUGACCUUUGUCGUCAUGGUGGUUCUCUAUGCUCAUAUCUUUGGCUACGUUCGCCAGAGGACUAUGAGGAUGUCUCGGCAUAGUUCUGGGCCGCGGCGCAAUCGGGAUACCAUGAUGAGUCUUCUGAAGACUGUGGUCAUCGUGCUCGGUGCCUUUAUCAUCUGCUGGACUCCUGGACUGGUCUUGUUACUUCUUGACGUGUGCUGCCCACAGUGUGACGUUCUGGCCUAUGAGAAGUUUUUCCUUCUGCUUGCUGAGUUCAACUCUGCCAUGAACCCCAUCAUCUACUCCUACCGCGACAAGGAGAUGAGCGCCACCUUCAGGCAGAUCCUCUGCUGCCAGCGCAGUGAGAACACCAGCGGCCCCACGGAAGGGUCCGACCGCUCAGCGUCCUCGGUCAACCACACUAUUCUGGCUGGAGUUCACAGCAACGACCACUCCGUGGUUUAGAAAGGAAACUAACUAAGAUGAGACGCGGCCAUCAUCUACUGAGGGAUGAUCAUCCUCCCCCUUCCCAAAGGCACGGGCAGGGUGAGGUGUGAGAGAGAGGAAAAACACACUCGUGUGCUUAAACACUAACCCAUGGCAGUAUUUGUUCCUAGGCCCACCAAGACUUGAUGUAUAUUGAAAAAUUAGCUUAUGGGACAUCCCUCAUCCUACUCCCCGUUCCUUUUGAAAGUAGAAAGUGGAGACCUUGCAAUAGAAUUCAUAAACAGACUCUGGAGUGUCCAUUUACACUACACUAACUAGUCUUCAAAAGAUUUUGUGUGGUUUGGUGCAAGUCAGAAUCAAUUCUGACUAAUUGAAUCCACAACUUCAUUUACAUACAGGCUUCCCUUUUUUUCUUUUUAAAGGAUACAUUUCAUUUAAUAAACAUGUUUAUGCCUAUCAGCAUGCUUGUGAUGGAUAAGACUAUAGACUGUUUUUAAACGAUCAUAACUCCAUUUUUUUUCCUUAUGUAGGAAAACUGUAAAUUAGAAUAACUUUUUUAGAAAGCAUGCAUGUAAUGUAUGUAUGCAGUAUGCUGUACGUAAAAAGAUAAAAGGGUAUUAAUUUUAAAUCUUCUAGGAAAUAGAAGAACCUAGCUGUCAAAGCCAGUAUUUGUUUAGGUUAUGAAACAAACAAUGAUCUAAUCACAAUAUUACCUUUUUUAUUAAAGUGUUGUAACAUGUAUAAAACAAACAGGGAAUGUAAGUUUAUUAUCAGAAGAAUAUGUUGUACUCUAUAAAAGUUAUAGAGAUGAGCACAGUGGUAUUGUUCCCACAUAUUUAUAAUAUCCAAGUACAUUCUAAUUAUUAGUUCAUCAGAGGAAUUUUUUAAUGACCUGUGUUUUUCUGUAUUAUAAUACAUAGUCAUUGUAGAAAACUUGAAAAAUACAGAAAUGUAUAAAACAUUCAGAAAAAAUACUGAUAAUAUCACAACCCAGAAGUAACCACCAUUAAGAGCUUUUCCCCUGUGUAUGCCUAUAUGUAUAUUAUAUACCUUUUUAUAUAAUUGGGAUCAUACUGUAAACAGUUUUAUAACCAGUUUGUUUUUUCCACUGCAUAAUUGCCACAUUUUCCUAUGGCAUUAAAAAUUUUACAAAAACAUAAUUUUAAUGGCUAUGUAAUAUUCCAUUUAAUGGAUGCAACUCAGUUUAUUUAACCAUUCCUGUAUUGUUGACUACUUAGGUUAUGUCUAAUUUUCACUAUUAUAAAUAAUGUUGCAAAAAUUUUAUGUACAUAAAACUUUGUCCAUGUAAUUGAUUAUUUACUUAGGACACAUUCCCAUGAAGGAUUUUUUUUUUUAAUGUGAAAUGUCUUUUUAUGCUCUUACCUUUUAUAAAAGGGGAUUUCCUGCUUUUGCCCUAUGUAGGUGGCAAUUGUGAGGAAAGCCAGUUAAAUUACCUUUUUACAAAGGAAAUGCAGUGGUUACUUUAGUUGAGAGUGACUUUUUUAUAUAACAAGAUGGACUAGAAACAGUCAACUGCCACAAAUAGCCAGGAUACCCUACUCAAUAUGUCUAGCAAUUCCAAAUCUCAUUUGAGCAAUGGAUGAACCAGCUCUCAGUAGCCACAACUCUAGUGUAGGAUUGAAGACAAUGCAAAGAAAUCAAACAUGCCAAGUGAAUAAAGGAUCAUCUUCAUAU
Messenger RNA from Lipotes vexillifer (Yangtze River dolphin), 2989 nucleotides. RefSeq names its product lysophosphatidic acid receptor 1 (gene LPAR1). Lineage: Eukaryota; Metazoa; Chordata; Mammalia; Artiodactyla; Lipotidae. Bases 218 to 1312 code for a protein of 364 amino acids. Gene Ontology annotation, molecular function: lysophosphatidic acid receptor activity. Gene Ontology annotation, biological process: G protein-coupled receptor signaling pathway. Gene Ontology annotation, cellular component: membrane. The transcript is spliced from 4 exons. The record is from RefSeq and is a predicted model, not a curated record.